Messenger RNA from Catharus ustulatus (Swainson's thrush), 1772 nucleotides. Its product is annotated as 2'-5'-oligoadenylate synthase 1-like. Gene Ontology annotation, molecular function: protein binding; double-stranded RNA binding; 2'-5'-oligoadenylate synthetase activity. The transcript has 6 exons. Gene Ontology annotation, biological process: regulation of ribonuclease activity; defense response to virus; negative regulation of viral genome replication. Bases 66 to 1673 code for a protein of 535 amino acids. NCBI's taxonomy places the organism in Eukaryota, Metazoa, Chordata, Aves, Passeriformes, Turdidae. The record is from RefSeq and is a predicted model, not a curated record. Gene Ontology annotation, cellular component: nucleoplasm; cytosol; membrane.
GGGGCGGUGGCCCGGGAAGGUUUAAAAGCUGCUGCAGACUGGCGCAAGCUGUGGGGCGAAGUCGGAUGCCAGUGGGAGUAGAAGGAAGAGGCAGCAAGACAGAAGAGAGCAAAGGGAGAGACGCACCUGUCAGCAUGGAUGUGUACCAGGUGGCACUCACGGAUGGACUGAGAACAGUAACCACCAAGAGACUGGAUGGCUGGAUUGCGGACACCCUGCAGCCCAGCCAAGAUUUCACUGCACAGGUGAAGGAGACAGUGUGGCAAAUCUGUGAAUUCCUGAAGAGGGACUGCUUUGAGGAUAACAUCCACGUCCUAAAGACUGUCAAGGGCGGAUCAGCAGGGAAGGGCACAGCUCUGAAGAACAACUCUGAUGCUGAUGUGGUGCUCUUCCUCAGCUGCUUACGCAGCUACGAGGAGCAGAAGAGGAACAGAAGGGAUGUCCUGGAUUUGAUAAUGAUAAGGCUGAAGGCUUGCAGGGAGACCUUGCGGUUCAAUGUGUACAUCAGUGAGCCCAAGUACAAGGGUCCUGACAACACACCGCGCUCCCUCAGCCUUACUCUGUCCUCCAAGGUGACAGGAGAGUCCAUUGAUAUGGACAUCCUGCCUGCCUAUGAUGCUUUGGGGCAGGUGACCCAGGAUGCCCCACCAAAUGCAGAAGUGUACGUGAGGCUCCUGCAUGCCUGCAGCCACCCCGGGGAGUUUUCCCCCUGCUUCACUGAGCUGCAGAAGAUGUUUGUGAAGCGUUACCCUGCCAAGCUGAAGAACCUCCUGCGCCUGGUCAAGUACUGGUACAAGGAGAUGCUGAGUCCAAAGUACCCCAAUGCACACCUGCCCCCUAAGUAUGCCCUGGAGCUGCUGACCAUCUAUGCCUGGGAGGAGGCCACAAAGUCCUCCGACUCCUUUGAGAUGGCUCAGGGCUUUCGCACAGUGCUGGAACUGCUGCGCCUGCACCGGCAGAUCUGCAUCUACUGGGAGAAGUACUAUUCACUCCAGCACGGAGAGAUUGGUGCCCAUGUCAAGAUGUUACUGCGCAGUCCCCGCCCUGUCAUCCUGGACCCUGCUGACCCCACGGGAAUCCUGGGACAAGACAAGAACUGGGACUUGAUGGCAGAGGAAGCUGCCAAAUACUGCAGUUCACUGCCCUUCCUUCAAAAUGUGCAGCCCUGGAAUGUGCAGCCAGCCCGGCCCGUGACCAUUGAGGUGGUGCAGCUGUCAGGCGCCAGAUUGACAAGGAGUGUCAGCCCCUACACCACCAUUUGGAAUCUGAAGGAGAUGAUCCAGCAGGAGUGGGGCAUCUCGCCAUAUGCACAGCGCUUGGCAGAGCAGGCGUCAGGCAGAAUCCUAGAGAGCUCUGAUACCCUGGCCACGUACGGCAUCUUCUACAACACCACGCUACACCUGCUGCAGACCAAGCCCCAGGAAAUGCAGAUCUUGGUCAAGGAUGAUAAGAAUCGGACCACUACCUACACAGUGCUGCCCACUGCCACUGUCCGACAGCUGAAGGAGCAGAUCCAGGCUCGGCAAGGGCCUCCUGCCAGUGAGCAGCGCCUGACCUAUGGCUCCAAGGAGCUGGAGGACCAGCGCACGCUGGCUCACUACAACGUCAAGCCCAUGAGCACAAUCUUCAUGCUCCUGCGGCUCCGGGGGGGUGCAGGCUCCCAGCUCCCCUAGUUCCCUGCCUGUUUUCCCUCCUGACCAUUGCCCUCAGCACCAGCCCAUGCCCCUGUGUACCUUCCUGUCAUGCUGGAAAUAAAUACUUAGUAGAUCCUU